Vitrella brassicaformis is the source of this 1147-nucleotide messenger RNA. The record is from the annotation of a GenBank genome assembly. Lineage: Eukaryota; Vitrellaceae.
ACGCCUUCAAUGAGAUCAGCCGCCAGCGUAUCAUGGACGAGCUCGCCGUCAAGCACUUGGCUAUGGUUGCAUUUUUCUGGCAGUUCUACGGUAAAGCCGCGCCACUGUGGUACACUAUGGAGGACGGGCGUGUCGAGACCAUCUACAGCCGUCAAGGCGUACAGCAGGGCAAUGCGGCGGGCCCUUUCCUUUUCUGCCUCGCCUUUCAGCCGGCCCUCCGUCGAUUGCAGGAGCAGUUCCUGGCCGCACUUGUCGGAAGCUUUAUGGAUGACGGGCUGGGGGGUAUGGAUGAGUGGAACGUCCCCUUCUUUCUGACGGCCGCCGCAGUUGAAUUCCGCACCAUCAACUUGGUGCUGCGGCUGGAUAAGUGCCAUGCGGGGUCUCCGCAUUGGCACUCGGCCGCUGACCUUCCGACGGCCAUCACGAGUCGAGGUGUGCGCGCAUCUACAGAAGGGAUCAUCCUCCUGUCCGCCCCGAUCGGCACCCCGGCCUUCAUCGAGCGCGUCGUGAACGAGGUCGUCGCCAAGCAUCAGCGCCUCCUCAACGCCGUCGUUGCCUUUGCUGUCGACGAUUGGGACCAUGCAGUGCAGGGGGCGAACCUGCUCCUUCGCUACUGUGGGUUUCCUCGCUUCCUCUACUGAUGCCGCCUCCUCGCCCCCUCCCCGCCCCUCCUGGCGGCCGCCCGUGCACAUGAUGCUGCGAAGGUCACCGCGUUCACCAGCAUCCACCGCACGGGCGCCCUGUCUACUUCGGCACACCGGCAGGUGCAGCUUCCCAUCCGGUUGGGGGGCUUUGGGCUGGUGUCGUCCACGCGUGUCGCACCGGGUGCUUACUUGGGGUCCGUGGCCGUCACCGUGGGGGAUGUGUGGGAUCGUUUCCGUGGGCAACCCUGCAUGCCCGAGUCAGAAGCCUCUCUUCUCCAGCUGGAAUGGCUCGUCUCGGCGGCAUCCGCCCGCAUCGAUUUCUCCGCAUCCCUCCCUUCUGUCGCCAUCCCCCCUCUCGCGCAGCUCAAUCGCACGCCCGCAGGCCCGGCUGCAGCAGAAGAUCUCUGCCGCCCUUGCGCAGAAAGACUUCGACACCCUCUUUGAGUCUUUCCCGGCUGGCAGCCGCAAUCGAUGCCGCCUUCUCUCCUGCCUGGGGCCUCUGU